CACCUGGGCUGAAGUCGGUUUGCCGCUCUCUGGCCGCCGGCGCUACAGGCGCGUCUUCUUCGGAAGAUUUCUCCUGCUCAUGUCAGAUUUUGCUGGCCUGUCUAUCUCAAGCUUUUGCAGGGACUAGUUUCACCGUUGUGGAGCCCCUUCUGCCGUCAAUUUUUCAGAGGGCUUUUCUAUAAAGGCACGCAAGUAGAGAUCUCUUCUGCGGUACAAAAGGCUGACUCUGAGAGUUCGUCGCCGGAACAAGAGUGCCGGUAUAUUAGGAGACGGGGCAAGAAGGGUGGAGUGGAACGAUGAGUGCUUCUAGGACUCUGCAAUAAGCAAAGUUCUGCUCCAAUUGCAGGCGAAUGCUUUGAUUGGCCUCCGCCUAGCAAGCUUCAGACAUCCUCGCUUCUUGCUCGAGUUGGUUAGGCUGCUGGGAAGUCGAGGGAAAGGUUCUCCAGUGACAUAAUGUCCAGCGUGUCGGGUCCAGAUGCUAGCGAGAAUGAGCGGAAGGGGCAGAAGCGAAAGCAUUCAGAAACAUUCUUUCCUGUUGGUGAAGGGGACGACACGGAUUUGGCCCUCCGCGAGAUACAAAUGCACAUCAGUGUUCUCAGAACCACCUACUCGCUCCGAGCAAAAGACAGGGAUGCGGCUCGACAAGCUGCUCACGCACUAGCUGACUUUGCAAAAAAAGGUGGAAACAUUGACAUGAUAGUGCAGACCGGUGCAGUAGACGCCCUUGUCCCGCAUUUAGCGGCACCUCCGUUGCUGCACCCUGACGAAAGAAUAGCAUAUGAACAUGAGGUUGAAAAGGAUGCAGCAUUUGCCUUGGGCCUGCUGGCAAUCAAGCCGGAGCACCAACGAAUGAUAGCGGAUGCCGGCGCCCUCCCUGCUCUUAUCUCCAUUCUGCAACGGCCGGCCACUUACGGGGACAGGGUCGUUUAUGGAGCAAUACGGAGGGCGGCAGAUGCCAUCACAAACAUGGCGCAUGAAAAUGCUAACAUCAAGUCACGAGUCAGAAGCGAAGGCGCCAUCCCUCCUCUUGUCGCCCUUCUAGAGUGUCCAGACGUCAAAGUUCAACGAGCAGCAGCUGGAUCACUGCGCACGCUAGCUUUCAAGAAUGAGCAGAACAAGGUGCAGAUCGUGGAGUGCCAAGCAUUGCCGACUCUGGUCUUCAUGCUGCGCUCCGAGGAUGUCGGCAUCCAUUAUGAAGCUGUCGGCGUCCUGGGAAACCUGGUCCACUCCUCCCCCACCAUCAAAAAACGGGUUCUCGAAGAGGGCGCCCUGCAGCCCGUCAUCUCGCUUCUUAGCUCUCGCUGCCCCGAGAGCCAACGAGAAGCGGCCCUCCUCCUGGGACAGUUCUCUACCGCCGAGCCCGACUGCAAGGUCCGGAUAGUGCAGCGGGGGGCCGUCCGACCGCUCAUCAAAAUGCUGGAGGCUCCCGACUUGCAGUUGAAAGAGAUGGCGGCUUUUGCACUUGGAAGAUUAGCACAGAAUAAGGACAACGAGGCUGGCAUCGUGCAUGACGGCGGUCUGCGGCCGCUGCUGGAGUUGCUCGAUUCAAAAAGCGGGGCUGUCCAACACAACGCUGCGUUUGCGCUCUACGGCCUGGCAGAUAACGAGGACAAUCUAGCCGAGAUCGUGAGAGAGGGUGGGGUUGAGAAGCUGAGGGACGCAGAGCUCAUCCUUCAGGCGUCCAAGGAUUGUGUUCAAAAGACGCUGAAGCGGCUGGAGGAGAAGAUCUCGGGGCGGGUGCUACGACACCUGCUGUACCUGCUGCGCAGCACGGACAAGGAGACACAGCGGCGGGUCGCCAUCGCGCUGGCGCACCUCUCGGGGGAGGACGACCAGCGGCUGAUCUUCUGCGACGGCGGCGGCCUGGAGGUGCUGCUGGACAUGAUGGGCUCCACCAUGACGCCCAAGCUGCAGCAGGAGGGCGCGCUCGCGGUCUACACGCUCGCAAAGAAGGCGGCCGCGCUGUCGCCCGUCGAGAACGCCCCGCCGCCGCCCACGCCACAGGUGUAUCUUGGGGAGCAGUACGUCAACUGUCGAACGCUGUCGGACGUAUCUUUCGUGGUCGAUGGCCAGCGCUUCUACGCGCACCGCAUUGCUCUGCUGGCCUCUUCUGAUGCGUUCAGAGCCAUGUUCGAUGGUGGUUAUCGGGAGAAGCAAGCAGAAGACAUCGAGAUACCGAAUAUCAGUUGGAGAGUGUUUGAGGCCAUGAUGAGGCAUAUUUACACCGGCACAGUAGACGUAACUCCCGACAUCGCCCAAGACCUGCUCCGAGCUGCGGACCAGUACCUGCUAGAAGGCCUCAAGCGGCAGUGUGAAUACGCCAUAGCGAAGGACCUGGCGGUGGAUUGCGUGUCGGACGUGUACGAGUUGGCCGAAGCUUACCAUGCAUCCACUCUCCGGCAUCAAUGUGUCAUCUUCACGCUGGAGCACCACGAGCAGACGUCAGCUUUGCCCAUUUACACAUCGAUGAUCCAACGGAUGGUGCCGGAAAUCAGGGAGUACAUACACCGGGUUCUAAGACCAAAGCAAGCGCCUCCUCCACCUAUGUAAGGCUUCGGAUGGGUGCUUCUUUAUGAUACGGGGAGAGUGGUUGGGAUCUGUAGGAGUAUAGCUGUAAACCUCGGUCACAGGUCGUUGAUAGAAAAGAAUGUAAACUACUUGCACACACAACUUCCUGAUAAUGGUCAGUCAGCUCGGAGCAGAACAUGCAAAAAGGAGAGAAAUUCAGCUUACGAAUGAUAUAGCGCAUCAUGGUGCUCGCGAAAUUGGCACCAGGCCAAAAAUGGCGCUCAUGCACCAUAGAAUACACCGUCAGUGUAUAUCAUUUGUGCUUUCAAUCCGCUCAGUAGUAUUACUGUUUGCAAACA
Messenger RNA from Klebsormidium nitens, 2867 nucleotides. The record is from the annotation of a GenBank genome assembly. Lineage: Eukaryota; Viridiplantae; Streptophyta; Klebsormidiophyceae; Klebsormidiales; Klebsormidiaceae.